This is a messenger RNA of Aspergillus homomorphus CBS 101889, 2325 nucleotides long. Its product is annotated as putative transporter. Gene Ontology annotation, cellular component: membrane. Gene Ontology annotation, biological process: transmembrane transport. Bases 481 to 2151 code for a protein of 556 amino acids. NCBI's taxonomy places the organism in Eukaryota, Fungi, Ascomycota, Eurotiomycetes, Eurotiales, Aspergillaceae. The transcript has 6 exons. Gene Ontology annotation, molecular function: sulfate transmembrane transporter activity. The record is from RefSeq and is a predicted model, not a curated record.
AUUCGCUCCUCCUGACUUGUUCCCAUAACGUCACUUAUGCUUCGUUUGCGUGAUCACAUAUGUGAGACCAGAGGAGACCGCAAAGCACUGAAAUCUUGUAUCGAUAUCCACAGUCUGACGGCCCAAACCCCGCCGCCAUGGCUACGCUUAACGUUAGUCUUGAUACUAUAACCCUCUCUACCACGGGCAAUCUUACUCCAUCGCCUAUCGCCCGAGAUAUCUGGAUUUUUCUGGCUCAUUACGUUCAAUUCAUGAUUGGCUACGUCAAACUCUACACAAAACUUCAACUAGCCAUUAGACCAUCUGCAUACUUGCUUGCCGAGAGAUUGCGUGAUGGAGCUUCAUGCUUGCCUGCUUCAAGAUGAGUAUCUAAAUGAGCUCUCUCGGGCCUGCAAUCAUCCCUUAAAGGUUCUUCGAUUGCCAGAAAAAGACGAGCAACUAUAACUUGCCUCCCAGCGAUCAAACUUCUUUAUCGGCAAGAUGGGCUCGGACAACGUUCACGACAUUCUCGUGGACACAGCUCCCGUGGGGGACGACACCAAGAAAACGCUAGUCGCUGCAGUGGCAUCGGGCUCAUCAACAUCCUCCCUCGAGCUUUCUGCUGUGCGGCGGGUAAAGUGCGACGCUGCAUUCGACACUUCGGAGGACCCCCGGCUUUACAAGCCCAUCCCAGAGUAUGAGGGCAUCCACCGAUGGGAUCCCUACUUUGAGUGGACAGAGGCCGAAGAAAAGGCUCUCAUCAAGAAGAUUGACUGGCGAAUUUGCACGUUUGCAUGCGUGACCUUCUUCGCGCUCCAACUCGACAGAGGCAAUGUCGUCCAAGCUAAUUCAGACUCUAUGCUAGAGGAUUUGGGGAUGAACACCAAUGAUUACAACAACGGACAGACGAUCUUCCUCCUCACAUUCUUGUUUGCCGAGCUACCGUCGCAAUUGCUCUCCAAGAAGGUCGGACCAGACCGCUGGAUUCCUUUUCAAAUGGUUUCAUGGAGUUUGGUCGCUGCAUGCCAGGCAUUUUUGAAGAACAGGACUGGAUACUUCAUUUGUCGAGCCCUUCUUGGAUGUUUAGAGGGUGGAUUCAUUGCGGAUACUAUCCUAUUCCUGUCCUUUUUCUACAAGUCCAAGGAGUUGCCAGUGAGACUCAGUUACUUCUGGGUCUCCUACCAAGCCACUUCAAUUGUUAGCGCUUUCCUGGCGGUUGGCUUUCUUCAUAUCCACAAUUCUGACGGUAAAGGUGGCUGGCGGUACCUCUUCGCGUUUGAGGGUCUCAUCACUGGAGUCAUCGGAAUCAUCGCUGUUUUCUGGAUGCCUGCUUCACCGACGCAGACCAAGGGAGGCUUCCGGGGCAAAGAUGGCUGGUUCAAUGAGCACGAAGAGAAGAUUCUCGUCAAUCGCGUGCUGCGUGACGAUCCCAGCAAGGGGAGCAUGCACAAUCGUCAGGCUGUAUCGCUCAAGAUGCUUUGGACCGCUCUCUGCGACUACGAUAUGUGGCCGAUAUACUUGAUUGGUCUUACAUGGAUGAUUCCUAACACACCCGCAACGAGCUAUAUCACCCUCGAGCUCAAAUCACUCGGCUUCGGUACCUUCCAAACGAACCUUCUUACCAUUCCUGCCUAUGUCAUCUUCAUCAUCAACCUUCUCUUCUGGACUUGGGUCUCCGAGCGCUUCAACCAGCGGUUGCUGCUUGGUCUUGUGUAUGAAGUAUGGGCCCUGGUUUUGCUCAUUGCACUAGUCGCCUUGCCGGACGAGGCUAGCACAUGGGGACGAUGGGUUAUUCUUAUCUUGUUGAUCGGCGCACCCUAUAUUCAUGCCGUCAUUGUGGCCAUGACGUCCAGAAAUGCAGGCUCGGUCCGAACACGCACGGUGGCUAGCGCUGUGUACAAUAUGAUGGUGCAAGUGUCUAACAUUAUUGGCAGUCAAAUCUAUCAAGAGAAAGACAAACCGUACUACCGUACCGGCAAUAAGGUGCUGAUCGCCAUAGCGGUGUGGAGUAUGCUCACAUUCGUUGGAGCCAAGCUCUACUACAUGUGGCGUAACAUACGCAGGGCCGCCAUAUGGGACGCUAUGUCCAGCACCGAGAGAGAGGCAUAUCUGGCCGAUGUCGCCGACAAAGACCUUGGAAACAAACGUCUCGACUUCCGCUUCACCCACUGAACCGAACUCCUGUAUAUACCUAACGAACCAUCUGCACAUGCCGGUUGCCAGAGCGAUCAUGUGGCUCAAUUGACUGCUAAUGACCUUAAAAAUAGAUGAUGAAUAGAUUAGCAUCUUAUACAGACCAGCAUCUUUGAUGACUCAUGUCAUAUAGAGCUUAUAAUUCAAUACCAG